AUGUGGUCCACAGGCCAGGAGGCCAUGGACGGGGACAGCUCAGUGUCAUCAGGCCGCCUCUCUGGCUCCUCCGGGGGCCACAAGGCAUGUGAACCCUGGAAGGAGAGGCCGUCCCGGCUGCUGGGAUCCCAGCAGCAGUUUGGAAAGAGUGACCCACGGCUGGAGCAGCUGAGGGACAGGAUCCGGGCCCAGGCCCGGUGGCAGGGGAACUGCGCCUCCCUGGGCACCCCAGUGGCCUCCAGUGCCUCCAACCUCGGCAAAGUCUCCUCACCGUAUCCCGGGAGGAAGACCCGCAAGGUGGCAAAUGACCCUCAGGCUCCCAAACACCCAGGUUUUGGCACUCUGAGUAUGACUGAAUGCAAAGUUGAAGACAAGGCAUCCCCUGUCCAGGGCCACAAGCUCCCCAGGGCCUCCCAGCACCAGGCUUCGGUCCCAAGGGAGAAAACCCAAAGAAGGAAGAGCAGAAGAGAGAAUGCCCCCAAGUCAUCCUCCCCCAGAAGAGCAGCCGAAGACAAAGAUUCUGAGUCAGUUGGUGUUUCCUCCUGGAGAAGAGGUCAAGCUCUGGCGAGGGCACUGCUUGGUCCCCCUCACACCCUUCUCAAGUUCCAGAGCAUGGCGCCCUCGAGAGACCCAGCUCGCACCGUGGAGUUAGGAGGCAGCAAGAAAAUGGCAGCCGCCGAGCACCCUCCUGACCGUGCCUGGUCGCCCAGUCCCAUCUCUGCUCACAGUGGCCAGCAGGUGCCCGAGGACAUGCCCAGCCUGGCUUCCUGUGACCAGCCAGUGACUGUCCAAAGCGCCAUGGCCAUCCUCCGAGAACUCCGCCAGCAAAUCCAGGCCAGUCUGGAGUCGACCUGGGGUCCCAAGGGCAAGCAGGAGCUCGGCCUGUCGAAGCUGUGGCCGAAGGACAAGGCAGGAAGGGGCCCCCGGAGUGUCCCAGAUGCACAGGACUCCCUCUUGAAGAAGACAUGGGUCACGACUGAGGGGACAUGCUCACCUGAAGAGAGGGCUGGGAGCCUCCACACCCAGCCUCCCCGGAGCACGAGGACCAAGUGGGAGUCCCACCCACAGAAGGCCUGGGUGGCCCCAGGUAGGGACCCCCUCUUCCAGAGACCCAGGAGCCCCGCUGAAAGGUUGAGCUCUUUCUCGAAGAGGCCUUGGACCACCUCCACCGGGAAGACCUCUUGUCCACAGGAGGCCUGGGCGGCCCCAGGACAGGAUCCCUCCUUCCAGAGCCCCCCUGAAAGACCUGAGAGCCCCCCCGAAAAGCUGGGCCCUUUGCCCCAGAGACCCAGGAGUGCCCUGGCGAGGCAGGCCUGUCCACAGAGGGCCUGGGUGACUUGUGACGAGAGGGAGGCUCCUGCUCCCAGACCACGGAGCAGCUCCUUUGUGCAGAGGGCUGGUGCCCCAAGCAAGGGCAAGGAUGCCGUCUUCCCGUCCCCGGGAGCCCGGCAAGCCUGGCGGAGGCUCACCCAGAGCUUCCCUCUGAGCCCAACCAUGAAGGAGGAGGAUGGGCCGCCACCCUGCCCAAGGCCUCGGAGACCUCUGGGACACCUACACAGCCCCGAGUCCCUGAGGGAGUUCAUGCGGCAGAAGGCCCAGGCCCGGAGGCAGCAGGCCUUGGAGGAGAAGGCCACAGCCAUGCAGGCGCAGGAGCGGAGGAACCAGAGGCUGCAGGAGGUCUACAGGAAGCAGAGAGAGGCUGUGUGCGGCAAAGCAGUCCCUGUGGUCUCCCAGGCCACCCCUGGCAUCGUGACCUUUGUCCCCAGUUAUGCACAGUCUGGGGGACUGGAAGCCCCUGGGAGCCUGGGGUCACCGGUGCUGGAGUGGAGUAAGGUGACAUCGGGCAUGGUUCUGGACGAGCAGGAAGCCCCAGGCAGCUUCUGCCUGUGUUUGAACAGAGCCUGGAACCGCGCGGAGACCCUGCAGCCCCAAGAGAUGGGAGGUCCCCAGGAAGGCUGGGAUGGUGCCCCUCUCCUGCUGCCCACUGUGUCCCCCCAGGGCCCCCUGCAGCUCCGGGACCUGACCACCUGCUCCCUGCCCCGGGGAGUGUGCAUCUAUCUGGACCCCCGGGAGGCCGAGCACCUGGGCACCUCCUCCCCGCUGCACUUCCAUCAUAAACACGCACGGCUGCAGGCGCUGGAGGCCACGGCCAAAGUCCUCAAGCUCCGGGUCGACGCCCUCACUGCCAAGUUGCACAGGCCCGAGGCAAUGGAUGCUGGCAGGGGCCCGGCCUCCCACCUGCUAGGCUCUGACCUGCUAGCUUCCGACCUGCUGGCCUCGGGCCCCAGCUGCAUGCCUGCCACUCCCACCCUCCACGCCCCAGCCUGCUCUGGAAACUUGACGCACGAUGGAGAUGGCAGGGCACCUCUGGACUGGGCAGAUGUGCAGGCCCAGCCUCUUCUCCCCUCCAGCUGUUUCCUGGAUGGUGAGACACCCCUGUGGAGCCCCAGCUGGGAGCAAUCAUGGAGCUUGAGCCCGAGAGCAGCCCAUGAGCCCAGGCCCCAAGGUUUCAUGGAGAAGGGACACGUGGAACUGGACAAGAAUGUGGUCUCCUUCCAGGCCCUGGGUGCCCCCAUGGGGAGCUCAUGCAGGGUGCCGGCCACACUGGACCCCGCAUGGGGCUCCUCCCUGCGGCUGGAGGAGACGCCAUCAGUCAGAGGCUCUGUGGCACCCUGGAUCCCCCAGAGCUGCGGUAAGGAUGAGGCUGCGGACAGGCCCUGGGCUGGUUGGUCAGGAGGCCAGGGGUGUCCGCUGGGGACCCCCUCCACUGCCUAA
Messenger RNA from Carlito syrichta (Philippine tarsier), 2775 nucleotides. It is a transcript of the gene CCDC187, whose product is annotated as coiled-coil domain containing 187. Gene Ontology annotation, biological process: microtubule anchoring. NCBI's taxonomy places the organism in Eukaryota, Metazoa, Chordata, Mammalia, Primates, Tarsiidae. The coding region runs from base 1 to 2775 and encodes 924 amino acids. The transcript is spliced from 10 exons. The record is from RefSeq and is a predicted model, not a curated record. Gene Ontology annotation, molecular function: microtubule binding. Gene Ontology annotation, cellular component: centrosome.